AUGUGGGGAGAUUUCAGCGAUGAAUCAAAUGAGGAGAAAAAGCGCAAAACGGGCAGCAGCCGGUUAAUCAUUUUGCUUGUGGUGUUGGUUAUUCUGAUGUCUACAAUUUUUGGCCUCGUAAUGUACUCUCAAGUCCCUGGAGAAAGCCAAAAAGAGAACCAAAUAUCAGACAAAAGCAUCAAAUUGAGUACACCACAAUUCGCUCACAAGAUCAAAGAAACAAACCAAGCUACUGUUUGCAUGACGGACAAAUGCAUCAUUUCAGCAAGCAGGAUUAUUUCAUCUAUGAAUUCAAGUGUGGAUCCGUGUCAUGAUUUCUACCGGUUUGCGUGCGGCGGAGACAUUGACUCUCAGCAAAUUUCGGAAAGAGGAUCAACCAGCGCCAUGGGCGAGCUGGAAGAACUUGUUGAACAUCGAGUCAGGAAAAUUUUUGACGAAGGAAUUUCUGCGUCAAUGCCUGAAACGGUGAAACAGGCGAUCGACUACUACGAAAAAUGCAUUGACGAAGGCACGCAAAAUGAAAAUGGGACGUUGUCGAUGUUCGUGCUGCUCGAAUUAAUGGGUUUGCCACGAGUAAAGACGAAUUACAGCCCCCAAAAUAAGCCAUGGCCCGAGGUCUUGAUUCAAGGAGACAAAAUAACUGGAAAAACUCCGUUCUUUUCCAUUGAAAUCGAACAGAAGAACGGAUCAAGUUAUUUGACGUUUAAGAGGGAAAUGAUUAAAACUAAGACUGGAGGGAAAAAACUUUUCAAUUUCUACUCCUCUCUGGUGAAAAUUGCCGCUGAUUAUCACGAUAAUGAAGCUUGGAUGCUUGUGGAUGAACUGCAGAAAUUAACCGACGGACAAAAUGUCACAUUGAACGAAACACGGUUAGACUGGAAGAAGUUCCUGACGAGCUUCUUGGAAGACUCCUUUUUUAAGUUCGACCUGGAGAAAGACAAAAUCCUUGUCAGAUCUCCAUCUCGUGCAAAAGAAUUGUUUCUUAUGCUGAACAGCAAGAAAAAUAUAAAUAAAAUUGAUUUGUUCACCUGGUUCUUUUACUACUACUCGAUGGCUCCUUACACGAAGACUGAAUUUCGAGAUAAAUACUUCGAGAUGGACCCUAUCGCCAGAUUGAACGGUCCUAUGCCAACAGACUUGAAGACGAGGUGCACCAAGCUGGCCUGCGACCUUUUCCCGGACGCAAUCAAUUAUGAAUACCUGAGUAGAUAUUUUGACGAAGAAAGAAAGCAAAAGACGGAGAGGAUGGUGGAUGACAUUCACCAGGCAUUCAUCCAGCUGAUCACGGAUCUAGACUGGAUGGACGAACAGACCAAAAGGUUGGCCCUGGACAAACUUGACGCUGUCAAGCCGAAUAUCGGAUAUCCAGAAUGGUUGUUCAACCCUGCAGUUCUUGACGAGCGAAACAUCUUUCUUAAGGAUGUCAAAGAAGACUGGCUGAACAUGAAUUUGAAAGCAUACAUCGCGGCCACCAAAAAAUUCGAUCUAUCUUUGAAUUACGCAUCUCUUGGAGCGAUCAUAGGGCACAAACAGUUCAUGAACUGUUUCGACAACAUUGAUCAAACUAUUGACAAAAAUGGCGAGCAAAAGAAUUGGUUUUCAAAUGAAACCAUGGGAAAAUUCGAUGAGCACGUCCAGUGCAUGAUCGACCAAUACAGCCAAUUCCACUUGCUUGAAUUUGGAGCCAACCUGAAUGGCGCUCAAACCAUCGGUGAAAACAUGGCCGACAAUGGAGGCCUGCGUGAGGCUCUCAUUGUCUACGACUGGUUUAAAAAUCGCCAGACGCACAUUGACGAUGGCACUGAAAUCCUUCCUGACCCUGAACCUUACCUGCCAGGUCUCACCGGCUACUCGCACAAGCAACUUUUCUUCCUGGGCUUUGCCAAUAUGUGGUGUCAAAAUGAAUCGCUGUUCAGUUUAUUUAGCCUAAGGUUAAAAGACAAGCAUAGCCCUAGUCGCAAUAGGGUCCUCGGAACCCUGGCCAACAACAAGGAGUUUGCUGAAGCGUGGAAAUGCCCUGUCGGAUCGAAAAUGAAUCCAGUUGACAAGUGCAUCGCUUGCUAG
Messenger RNA from Cloeon dipterum, 2064 nucleotides. RefSeq names its product endothelin-converting enzyme homolog. Gene Ontology annotation, biological process: protein processing. Gene Ontology annotation, molecular function: metalloendopeptidase activity. Lineage: Eukaryota; Metazoa; Arthropoda; Insecta; Ephemeroptera; Baetidae. Bases 1 to 2064 code for a protein of 687 amino acids. The transcript has 17 exons. The record is from RefSeq and is a predicted model, not a curated record. Gene Ontology annotation, cellular component: plasma membrane.